UCUACAUGCAAUCCGAACGACUCGGCCACCUCUAGGAUAACUAAUCUUCCCUCCACUCAGACAUCUAGUACUCUCGGGGAUAGUGGAGUACGAGCAACUGCCCGAUCCGCAUCGGUCUCACGCCCUGCCUGGAAGGCUCAGCCCCAUAUUGGAAAAUACAAAUUAAUCCGCACUCUAGGCAGGGGUAACUUUGCCAAGGUCAAAUUGGCACAACAUGUGACUACCGGUCGCGAGGUUGGAUUUGGUUUUUAA
Protopolystoma xenopodis is the source of this 252-nucleotide messenger RNA. Lineage: Eukaryota; Metazoa; Platyhelminthes; Monogenea; Polystomatidea; Polystomatidae. The record is from the annotation of a GenBank genome assembly.